AUGCCGAUUCGCCAAGUUCACUCGAUCCCCGCCCACGCAGACCGGAUAUGGAGCGUGGCGCCGCACCCGACCCUUCCGCUGCUCGCCUGCGCGACCUCCGAGAAAUCCGCGCAGAUAUACUCGCUCAACACAUACUUCCCCGUCGCGAACCUCGACGGCAACCAUAAGCGGAGCAUACGUUCUGUCGCAUGGCGGCCAGAGUCCACGGACGAGCCGACGUCGGAGAUCGUGCUUGCGACCGCGAGCUUUGAUGGCACGGUCGGGAUAUGGGUGCGGGACGACGAGCGAUACGCGCAGGAGGAGUGGGAGUUUGUGGCGUCGUUGGAGGGACAUGAGAAUGAGGUCAAGUGCGUGAAUUGGUCGAGUGACGGACGGUAUAUCGCCUCGUGCUCGCGGGAUAAGAGCGUUUGGGUGUGGGAGGCACUCGACGGUAUCGAAGAAAUCGAAUGCAUGGCGGUGCUCCAAGAUCACACACAGGACGUCAAGCACGUGGUCUGGCACUCUUUAGAAGAACUCAUAGCCUCAGCUUCAUACGACGACACCAUCCGUCUCUGGCGCGAAGACGACGGCGAAUUCGUCUGCUCGUCCGAGCUCACAGGCCACCGCUCGACCGUCUGGUGCGUCGACUUUGAAACCCCCCGCCGCGCAGACAGCAACGACGACGAGGACGAGACAAUGAACCGCAGACUGGUAUCCUGCUCCGCCGACGAAACCGUCCGCGUCUGGCGCCGGACCGGCAUCACGGGCGCCCUCACCGGGCGCUAUAUGCCCUCGACGCUCAGAAACGACCCCGUGUCCGAGACAUGGCAGCAAGAAGCCAUCCUACCCUCUCGCCACUCGGGCCCGAUAUACUCUGUAAGCUGGAGCGCGCGCAGCGGACGCAUAGUCUCUGCUGGCGCGGACGGCUUGCUCGUGGUAUAUCAGGAGACAAAACCCGGCGAGUGGGAGGUCAUUGCCGAGGAGGAGGACGCGCAUUCGGUGUUUGAGAUUAAUACCUGUGUGUGGAAGGAGGAGAUCAUCAUCACGGGCGGAGACGAUGGGAAUAUAAAUAUCUGGCAGGUCACCGCUUGA
Molecule: messenger RNA, 1071 nt
Organism: Myxozyma melibiosi
Lineage: Eukaryota; Fungi; Ascomycota; Lipomycetes; Lipomycetales; Lipomycetaceae
Product: putative cytosolic iron-sulfur protein assembly protein 1
Exons: 4
Coding region: 1-1071 (356 amino acids)
Biological process (GO): iron-sulfur cluster assembly
Cellular component (GO): cytosolic [4Fe-4S] assembly targeting complex
Molecular function (GO): protein binding
Source: RefSeq, a predicted model, not a curated record